Molecule: messenger RNA, 936 nt
Organism: Stylonychia lemnae
Lineage: Eukaryota; Ciliophora; Spirotrichea; Sporadotrichida; Oxytrichidae
Source: the annotation of a GenBank genome assembly
AUGGGAGGCUGCUGCGCUUAGCGUUCAAAAUAUGAAGGUCAGCAAGAUGAUCAGGUCAAGCUAGUAAACUAGUUACCAACCUAUGAAAAUAUCUCCAAGAUUUACAAUGAGCUUGAACUGCCUAAGCCGAUUGAUAUAUAUCUCUAGCAUAAGAAGGAGCGACUUUUGUUUAUGAUAAUUAACCUACUGAGAGUGAGACCAAAGAUCUUCAUGCAGCAAAUGCAGAACUUCAAAAUCAAGUGCAACAUGCGUUAAAAACCUAAAAACUUGGUCUUUAUUGCUGAUGAUGUUUAGACUGCUAUGGAGUUCUUGUUUAAUUAUAAUCCAGUAUAACCAUUAGAAAUGAAUAAGGAUCUAUGCCAGUUGUGUAGGAAUCCAAAAGAUCAGUCUGCAUUCUAGCUUCUUAAGCAUAAUACUCCAUAAAGAUAAGGUAGUUGGGCAGCUGAUGAGGGCUAUGAUUCAAGCUCUAGCCUUGGUGAAGGCAAAAGGAAUAGAAGCAGAUCAUCAUCAAGGUCAAGGUAAAUUUAAACUAGCAGAGAAUAGACUAAAGAGUAGUUACGCCAACUUCUAAAUAAAGGAGAAGACAAGGGAAAACGAAACAUUCAGUAGCUUCAGAUUUCCCGUCUUGACACUUUUACCAGUCUAAACACUUCUAAAAAUGGGCCUUAUAAUACUUAGCCUGUGGAACGAAGACCUAAGAUCAAGGGCGCAAAAGAAAUGGUGAUAGACUUUAUAUGUAGAGAGGACUUAGUACUUACAACGUUGAAAGAGUUUUUCGAAAUAUUCAUUUCAAGCAUUAAAAAAGAUUAAGUGUUCCAUACUGAAUUGCUGAACCCCUAAUUCAAAUAUAUUGGUCUAUCAAUGUAGUUUAGCUCUUAAACAUCCAUAUCCACCUUGAAGAUCUUCUUGGCUCAAUCAGUGGAGAAAAAUGAAUGA